UAGCGAAUUGAUGUAUGAUAUUUCUAGAGAGGUACUGCGUGCCCAACCGACGAACCUCUGCGAAUUUAUAGCAAACUAUCUAUCAGCAUUACUGAUAACCAGAGAAAACCUUAAAGUGGCUUCAAGGGUCUGCGACAAUGUUUGUGAGAACCUUUGUCACUUGGGCCUAGAAGGAGAUUUGAGGAAUAUCGGAUUGUGCGAGGAAGAUGUUCAAGUCGUAAAAGAAGUCAUUAAACUUUAUUUUGCGAAGGAACAUGUAUCAGAAACCAAUAUAAUCAAAGAAUUACUCGCCAAAACGGACAUUUCUGAAGACCAAAUAGAAAGCGUCCAGGAAGCAAUCCAGACAGCGUUCAAAAGACACCAGGCUGCUACUACGACUAUUUUUGAGUCAACGUCAUCGGAGAGCGAGAUCUCGGACUCGACACGCGCAGCGAGACAUACAGUCAAACUUUAUAGGACAACGAAACCUACUGAACAAGAGUAUGAGAAAGCUGCUGGAAGUAUACAGGCGGCCUAUAGAGCUUAUGGCGUGAGACGUCGCAGAGACAUGAACAGAAGGACUGACAGUGUUUUACCGGACGAUAUCGCUGGAGGAAAACCUACAAAAUCCUUGCGUUUUGGUUCUGACGAUGAUCUCUGUAGUAGGUCGACUUAUACUGGAUCAUUGACUGAUAUUAAUUCAAACGUAACUGAGAAGACUGAAGAUAUAUUUGUGUCUCAGAGCGCUUACAAGCCGGCCCACCUUGCAACAGUAUCAUCAACAUCUCUCGCUGGUUCCCUAGUAGUAUCUAGUAAUAAGCCAUAUUGUGUACACGAUACUUUGCAAGAAGAAAACGAGAUCGACUUUCCAGAGAAAGAGCACUCUAACGUUGAUUAUACUCUUCUUGACUCUGAGAAAAUGGAUCCUUGCAAAUCGACAGAAUUUAUUGAAGACAAUGGUAGCUGUGCUGAAGAUUCGGAAGUUUCAAUCGAAGAAGACAUUGAUUUAAAAGGAAUGGCUAAAUUUAAACCCGAAAUUGAAACCGAAAUGGAAGAUUAUCACACACACACCGUGGAAGAUGAUGAUGUCACAAUAUCGAGUGAUAGCAUUACUGAAAGUGACCAAAGCGAAGACAAAAACGGCGUUGAAAACGAAGACGCAUACGAUGAUAUGGUUGAAGACGAUAACGAUUAUAUCGGCCAUGAUAUUAUAAGUGAAGAGACUGACAGUAAUAGUGGUGAAAAUGUCUGUAUUAUUUUAGAACAUGAUAAAAAGUCACUAAAUGAUUUUGGAAGAGAAGGCAUGGUAUUUUCAGAUCGAAACUUUAAAACUGGUAGUGCAAGCCAAGGUAAAAAUGAAAUUGAUACUAUUGCUGCAGGUGAACAAGCUAAAGUGAGUGAUAGAGAUGAAUAUAUUAGUAGUUUGCUUGAAAUCAAGGAAGACAUAGAAGACAUUAUGCUUGAAAGCCAUAGUCAAAGCGGCCACAAUGCCACAUUUGAUAAUGUUGCACGUAAUGUUCACGAACAUGUAGAUGGGGUUGAAAGUGUACAGAAAAACGCGAAUCACAUGUUCGAAAAGGAUCGUUUGCGGACUCGAGAGUCAACAACAUCUAUUGAUGCAAAAUCACAUAUUGAAAUAAACCCAGAACUUUCACAACAAUACUUUCAUGUAGAUGAAUUUAACGGUUCAGAAAUUAUUGCACUUGAAAAAUCGACCGUGCCUAAGACACCAUUCCAUAGUGUUACGAAUUUCGAUGAAGACGACGAAGACGAGGUCCCAGAAUAGUAAGUUCAUGUUUUGAGAUGAUCUUGUUUACUGUCCUAUUUGACAAAAGAUUCACUUAGUCUAUCAAAUCGCCCGGAUAAUCCGAAUUGUUCUUAUAUGAUUAUUUUAAUUAUGUUCAUUAAUGAUAUUCUUUGAAUUUGUAAAAGUUAAAAACAUAUUUUUUUAUUCAUACCAUAAGUUCCAAAUUGAAUUUCAGAAGGUACACGGCAUAUCAAUGUUUUAUUAAAAUAUUUGAAAUAAAAAU
Messenger RNA from Hyposmocoma kahamanoa, 2009 nucleotides. Its product is annotated as origin recognition complex subunit 1-like. Lineage: Eukaryota; Metazoa; Arthropoda; Insecta; Lepidoptera; Cosmopterigidae. The record is from RefSeq and is a predicted model, not a curated record. Bases 11 to 1765 code for a protein of 584 amino acids. Gene Ontology annotation, molecular function: protein binding. The transcript is spliced from 9 exons.